ACAUUGAUGAUUCUUUAAGCUCAAGCUCAUUAGGAGAUACUGAAGGUGCGUCAGAGUCCGAUGACACAGCAAUGUUGAUUAGAAGCCCUCCUGAAAAAAAUCAAGCUGAGGAACGUCGUCUUGCCCAAAUGAUCGAAGAUAUCCUAAAGAGCAGCCCUGGAGGUGAAAAGGUCAUAAACGAAUAUGGCCGCACCAAAGGUCUGUCAGAUGCCCGAAGACGUGACAUGGUGAAAAUCUUGGUAGCACAUUUGACAAAUAAACAUGGAACAAGCCCUUCCCGUCAUUUGAAGGAAGAAUAUGCGAAGGGAAUCAUUUCCUUAUUCCCAUGCUUGGCUGACCCCAGGAGCAAGCUUGGCUAUGAGCAUUAUUACAAUGCAGAAGAUGGAAGUGGAUAUUUAGCAUGGCGAAUCAAAACUCUGCAGAAAGAAGCAUCAGAGGGACGGAUGAAGCGCCCACGGCAACCACAAACAGGUGGGCCAACUGCUGACAGACAUCCCUACAAAGAAGACUGCUGUUUGACUGAAGACCGUCAUUGUCAGGAAGCAAUAGCCCUGAUGAAGCAUACAGCUGAUGAGGCAGUGGUAAAGGAAAAGAUGAAGUUAACACUGGCCUAUCGGCAGAAGCUGCUGCACGACCCUAAAGAGUCAACUGAUAUUCUGUCAAUUUUCCCACGAUUCCUGGAUAUACCAGGCUUGAUUGAUCAAGAUUUUGAACUUCUGUUUGGUGAUGCGACCACUUCAAAGUUGUUGGAAAAGUGGUCUACCAAUAUAAAACCAAAGGUUAUUGCACAGAGCCGUGGCCUCACACAGACUAGUGAGCUCCAAGACCUCAUCCAAAAUGCUGGAACCACUGAAGUUGAAGAAGGUUGGGACAGCGACAUGUCUUCCAUUCUGAUGCUGGUUCACCUUUUGCCUCCCUCAAGUCAAGGCCGCAAGAGACCGGGAAAGAUCUCAGCUAAACAAGCAUGUGAUGGUCUUGUGAAGUUCAUCAAGACCGGUACCAGUAUCCAAGGGCACUUGGAUAGCAUUGGAGAGAGACUCCAGCCGUAUCUACUUGCUGUUGGACCGAAGAGAAGUAGGGUCCAUUCUUGGUUUAUUGUAAUUGACCAACAUGCUCUACCCUGUAAGGCUUCUAAUUCAUUGGCCUGUGUUGAUGAGCUUUUCAAAGCUCACUUUGUCUUUGGCACUUCAUACUGUCAGGAAUUGACCAAUGUGUAUAGCUUUCUGCAAACCACUGUCUAUGAUAUAGAUGUUGAAACCACCAAGGUGAAUCCCAGAGUGGCCGAGUUGAGAGCUAGAAUCCUACAGUGAGCAGAUGAUUUGUUUCAUUUGUAAAAAGGGGCAUGCUAAUGCCAAUGCCCUUAUAAGGCACUUCAAGUUAGUUCAUGGCCUUUGUCCA
Messenger RNA from Sinocyclocheilus grahami, 1398 nucleotides. RefSeq lists its product as uncharacterized. The transcript has 9 exons. The record is from RefSeq and is a predicted model, not a curated record. The coding region runs from base 72 to 1310 and encodes 412 amino acids. NCBI's taxonomy places the organism in Eukaryota, Metazoa, Chordata, Actinopteri, Cypriniformes, Cyprinidae.